Molecule: messenger RNA, 1137 nt
Organism: Quercus lobata
Lineage: Eukaryota; Viridiplantae; Streptophyta; Magnoliopsida; Fagales; Fagaceae
Exons: 1
Coding region: 1-1137 (378 amino acids)
Source: RefSeq, a predicted model, not a curated record
AUGGAAGUUCAGAUUCAUGAUCAUUCAUUGACCCUCUUACGGAAGUUAAUCGCGUUCACUUGUGAUGCUUGUGGCAAAGAAGGCAAGGACACGCCCUACUUAUGUCUCACAUGCGCAUUUUGUGUUCAUCCAAUAUGUGCUUCUUUACAUCGCACUGUCAAACAUGUACGUCACCAACACACUCUCAACCUCACUUAUUCUCUUCAAAUCCAACCCGACUACCAGAUUUGUCUACUUUGUGUUGAAAAGGUGGACACAAACUAUGGGUUUUACUAUUGCUCGAGUUGCACUUUUGUUGCCCACCUUAGUUGCGCAGCAGACGGUGAAAUCGAGGAUAACAUAAAUGUGCCGACAGAUGAUGAUAAGGAGUCCACUGAGCCAACAACUAAGCUGAGAUAUGGCAAUCCUAAGUUCAAUGAAUUAUCUUAUGUCAAGAAGAAAAUUAUGGGAGAAGAUGGAAUUGAAAUGGCAAUAAAAAUUAAACAUUUUAGUCAUAAACAUGAAUUAACCCUCACCCAUGAGCUCAAAAAUAGCGACAAGUGUGACGGUUGCAAAAGGCCCAUCUUGACUCCAUUUUAUAAUUGUACGCGAUGUCGCUUCGUUCUCCACAAAGCCUGUGCUGAAUUACCUAGAAAGAAGUGGCACCCACUUCAUCGACACCUACUCAUACUUUCUAUGAAUCCGUAUGGUAGAUUCUCGUUCUCUUGUAAUGCUUGUGCUCGUAGCUACCUUGGCUUCUCAUAUAACUGUUACAAAUGUAAAUUUGACCUUGAUGUCAACUGUAGUUUGACCUCAGACAGGCUGACCCAUGAUAGUCACAGGCACUGCGGCCUCAUCCUCUCCAGUGCAACAAGAAGCGGGAAAUGCAGUGUUUGUGAUUCCGAAGGAUAUGUAUUCCGCUGUGCUGAUUGUGCAUUUGCUCUGGACUUUAAAUGUGCUACACUACCAGGUAGCGCAAGAUAUGAACAACAUGAGCAUCUUUUUACUCUCCAAUAUAUUCCUGAAGAUGACUCUGGAGAAUAUUAUUGUGAUAUUUGUGAGGAAAAACGACACCCAAAACAUUGGUUUUAUUAUUGUGCAGAAUGCAGUUAUCCCGCUCAUCCUGAUUGCAUUCUUGGGGAAAAAAUUUAUCUGUAA